Molecule: messenger RNA, 900 nt
Organism: Symbiodinium sp. CCMP2592
Lineage: Eukaryota; Dinophyceae; Suessiales; Symbiodiniaceae
Source: the annotation of a GenBank genome assembly
AUGGCAGUCCUCGUCCAGACUUUGGUGGUGCAAGAAGGGAAGGUGCUCCUUGGACGCUGGAAACCCGGCUCGGGUGCCUUUGCUGGCCGUGUCACGGCCCUCCUCGGUGCCGCCACAGACCCAGGAGUGUCGCCCGAAGCUGCAGCGGUCUCAACAGCAGCGGCACUGGGAGGUUCUCUGAAGAUGACUCGCCUGAGGCGCAGGGGCCUAUUCGGUUUUCAGGAGUUGGACUCCAGUCACGAGUCCGCACAAGCACUCGGCGAGCAGUACAUGGAGCAUCAGAUGCUUUACCGACUGCAAGCCUCCGAGCACUUCCAGCUUGCACCCAGCGAUCGGUUUGAGCCGAUUGGAUGGUUUGGUCAAGGUGAGAUUCCGUUUGAUGAGAUGCCUGAAGACGACAAGAUUUGGUACGACCGAGUGCUGUUCCGCGACCACUUGCUGCGUGGAAGCUUCAAAUUUCGAGGCACCGCUUUGCUGGAGCACGACCUCGAAGAAGUCUCGCCGGCACAAGGCCUUUGCCAAACAGAUCCUGUCGGGGAGGCCCUGCCAAGUGGAGAGGAGGAGGCACCGCUCUUGAUCUCCAAUCCCAGCUGCUCCAAGAGCCGGGCUCUGCAGGAGGCAUUGGAUGCGGCUGGCGUGAAGUACCGCGAUCGAUUCUACUUGCAGGCCCCUUUGAGUCUCAGCGAGUUGGAGACCUUGUCGUCUCGCUUGGAGGUGAGGGAGGGAUCGGCUGCAGGUGCACUCUGCCGCGACACUGGGCUUGUCGAAGCUUCGGCGGAAGAACACAUCCUCGAGGCUGUGGCAGACAAUGCCGAGCUUCUGCAGCGACCAGUUCUUGUGAAAGGCCGGCGCGCGGCCCUUGGUCGUCCGUCUCCGGAGGAUGCCAUGAGAUUGCUUUGA